Molecule: messenger RNA, 2988 nt
Organism: Nothoprocta perdicaria
Lineage: Eukaryota; Metazoa; Chordata; Aves; Tinamiformes; Tinamidae
Gene: PRAG1
Product: PEAK1 related, kinase-activating pseudokinase 1
Exons: 6
Coding region: 1-2982 (993 amino acids)
Biological process (GO): protein phosphorylation
Molecular function (GO): protein kinase activity; ATP binding
Source: RefSeq, a predicted model, not a curated record
AUGUCCGCGUGCAGCGACUUCGUGGAGCACGUGUGGAAGCCCGGCUCCUGCAAGAACUGCUUCAACGCCAAGAGCUCGCACCGGGCGCACGCGCAUGGGCCCCCGGGCGCCGCGCCGGACGACGACGGCGUAGCCGCCGCCGCCGCCGCCUUCUCCAAGCCGACCAUCGCCGUGAGGCCGACCAUGAUGAGCGCGGAUGUCUCGGACACGUGGGCGGACGUGACCGCGGACCUGGCGCAGGUCGGCUGGGUCUCGGGCAAGCACCUCCUGCUGAAGGCGGGCGACGUGCAGCGGAUCCGCCUGGACGGCUCCGGGAGAGCCGGCGCCCGCCGCCCGCCCCGCUGCCCGCCGGGCUGCUCCCUCGCGGGCCCGCGCAGCCCGGCGCUGGCGGGCCCCGUGGCGGCCCGCAUCACCGUGCUGGCGGCGCGCGCCGACGACGAGCACCGCACCAUCUUCCUCAGCAGCCCGGACUCGGCCGUGGGCGUGCAGUGGCGCUGCGCGAGCCCCGCGCCCCACGGCGACCUCGGCAGCUCCUCGCCCGCCCGGGAGCCCGCGGACACCUUCCCAGCGCCCGCCACGGCCGCCGUGGCCGAGGGCCCGGCCAUUCCGCCAAAGAUGUCCAAGAACAGCCAGGCGGGCGGCGAGGGGACGCGGGCGCCCCCGGCCAGCUCCGCCGUGGCACUGUUUGGCGACGGCGAUGGRAGCCGUGCUCCGCUGCUGCCGAGGAGCCGUACGGACACGGGUGCCUGUGGAGCACCCCCUGUUCCGAGCGCCCACGUUCCCGCGGAGGAGCCCGGCAGAGGCUCAUGCGGCGAGAGGAGGCCGAAAGCCUACACGGCAGCAUGGAGCAAGCAGUGCCGGAUAGAGGAGGAGGAGGAGGAGGAGGAGGAGGAGGAGGAGGAAGAGGAAGAGCAGCUGGCAACCCCCCCGCGGGCAGGGGGAGCAGGGGACCGGAGCGCUGGCGCCCACCUCGCCGACGAGUGCCCGAUGCCAGGGAGCCGGCCUGGGAUCAGCAAGUCGUCCUCGUUCUCCUUUGAGUUCCCUAAGGACAAGGGCGACUUCGCGCCGCCGCCGCCGCCGCCCAAGAAGCAGUCCAGGCAUGCUCUGAAGAUGGAGCCGGGCGGCGCUGAGCUGGAGAGGGCCAGCAGCAGCAGCUCCGCCGAGAGCCUCAGCCCGCCCUUCAGGAGUGUCCGCGGCAGCUUCACGGCCGGCUCCAGCGACAGCCUCGACUCGGACGUGCGGACCGGCAGCGAUGGCGGACACUCGUYGGAGCCGAACCCCUCGCCGCCGGCGCGCGAGAGCCGAGCGUUUUCCCCGCUGCCCUUGGCCGGAGAGCCCCGCGAGGACAGCGCGCCCUCGGCCGCCGGCCACCCGCCGCCCCUGCCCCAGAAGAAGACGGUGAGCAGGGCCGUGUCCUCCCCGGACGGCUUCUGCUGGGGCCCGGCGGCACCGGCGCGGGCGGCCGGCGCGCGGCUCAACGCCAGCCACUCGGACAGCAACGUGUGCCUGCGCGAGGAGCCCGCCCUGGGCUACCCGGCGUGCCUGGGGGGGCCCCCCGGGGCCUUCUCCUCCUGCGAGUCCCUGGAGAGAGGCUCCAAGGAGAAGGGCUCCUGGGGCUCGGCCGCUAGCACGGGGAGCUGCGUGCCCAGCCGAAAGCCCGCGGCGCUUUCCUCCUCGCAGCUCAGCGUCUCCAGCCAGGCGUCGUCGGGCUCCAGCCUGCAGCUGCACAGCCUGCUCAGCAACAUGGAGAGCAAGGAAGGGGUGUACGCCAAGCUGGGGCUCCUCUACGCCGAGUCCGUGCGGCGCCUGGCCGCCAAGUGCGAGGACGGCUUCAUGCGGGAGCAGAAGGACGAGCUGCGCUUCAGCGAGAACAACUGGUCGCUCUUCAAGCUGACGUGCAACAAGCCCUGCUGCGACUCGGGCGACGCCGUGUACUACUGUGCCACCUGCUCCAAGGACCCCGCCACCACCUACGCCGUGAAGAUCUGCAAAGCGGCGGCGGCGAAGGGGGCCGCCUCGUACUGCAGCCCCGCGGUGCCCGUGCACUUCAACAUCCAGCAGGACUGUGGGCACUUUGUGGCCUCCGUGCCCUCCAGCAUGCUGCUGGCCUCGGCUGGUGGAGCUGGUGGAGGCGCCGAGCACGACUGCGUGGUGGUCAUCACGCGGGAGGUGCCCAGCCAGACCACCGCCGACUUCGUGAGGGACUCGGUGGCGCUGCACCAGGCCAAGCCCGAGCUCUACGAGCGCCGCGUCUGCUUCCUGCUCCUGCAGCUCUGCAACGGCCUGGAGCACCUCAAGGAGCACGGCGUCAUCCACCGCGACCUGUGCCUGGAGAACCUCCUGCUGGUGCCCUGCAAGCCGCACGCGGGCUGCGCCAAAGCCAAAGAUGACAAACACUUGCCCCGCCUCAUCAUCAGCAACUUCCUGAAAGCCAAGCAGAAGCCAGGAGCUGGAGACUCCAAGCUGAAGAAGAGCCAGGCCCGGCUGGCCCCGGAGAUCGUGUCGGCCUCGCAGUACAAGAAGUUCGACGAGUUCCAGACGGGCAUCCUCAUCUACGAGCUGCUGCACCAGCCCAACCCCUUCGAGGAGAAGGUGCAGCUCCGGGAGCAGGAGUACAGCGCCGAGGACCUGCCACCGCUGCCCAGCCUCUCCAUCUACUCGCGGGGGCUGCAGCAGCUCGCGCGCCUGCUCCUGGCUGCGGACCCCAUCAAGCGCGCGCGCAUCGCCGAGGCCAAGCGCAUGCUGCAGUGCCUGCUCUGGGGGCCCCGCAAGGACCUCGCCGAGCAGCCGCCGCGGCGGCGCGACGAGGCACUGCGCAACUGGCUCGACGUGAAGCGCGCCCUGCUCAUGAUGAAGUUCGCCGAGCGCGCCACCGAUGCCGAGCGCGCCGUCGAGCUGGAGGACUGGCUCUGCUGCCAGUACCUGGCGGCCGCCGAGCCCGCCGCCCUGGCGCGCACACUGCAGCUGCUGCAGCUGCUCUGACGGCGC